Fusarium pseudograminearum CS3096 is the source of this 1650-nucleotide messenger RNA. RefSeq lists its product as uncharacterized. The coding region runs from base 1 to 1650 and encodes 549 amino acids. Gene Ontology annotation, molecular function: DNA-binding transcription factor activity, RNA polymerase II-specific; zinc ion binding; transcription cis-regulatory region binding. Gene Ontology annotation, biological process: regulation of DNA-templated transcription. Lineage: Eukaryota; Fungi; Ascomycota; Sordariomycetes; Hypocreales; Nectriaceae. The record is from RefSeq and is a predicted model, not a curated record. Gene Ontology annotation, cellular component: nucleus. The transcript has a single exon.
AUGAAGAAAAGAUCUCGCGCCUGCGAAGCCUGCCAGGCUCUCAAAGUCAAAUGCGAGUUUCCCUCCCCCGACUCAUCGACCUGCGAACGAUGCACUCGCUUUGCCAUCACCUGCGUUCCUGCAGCUAGGAAAUGGCAGAGAGACAGAAUAGCAGAACUCGAAGAUCAGGUCAAGUCUUUGCAGGAGAGACUAGACGGCCAGGCCGUGUCGAGUUAUGCUGCUUCUACGAGGGCCACUUCGGUCUUUUCCACAGAGGGGAACUGGUCUACAACAAACACCCCAUCCGAUCUUGGCUUUCUGGAUGCUCACCUAGACUACGACUCUCAGCUCAAGAGUCUCAAGGCAUGUUCAACCAUUGCUGCGCAAUUCUGGUAUCUUAUUCCUCCCGUGGAUAGCAAUUCGGCCCCAUCACGACUCGAUUCUAUGAGAACCGAGACACCCAUCAAACUCAUGGCCAUGUUCGCCGUCGCUCCUUCUGAAGCCGAAAUCGAUCCCCAGACCCAAGAAGAACUGCGAACAAAGACGCUCGAAAUCAUCGGCAAGGCGGCCGUCGGUCUCAAGAGCCCCUCAGUCGACCUCAUCCAAGCCGCCCUAGUCAUGAGCCUCUGGAUAAAACCCUCUCUCAACAUGAACCACGGCAACCCUAUACAAUUGGCAUUCAUAGCCCAUGACCUCGGCGUUGAACUUGGAUUGGGAGGUUCAGAAUUGCAGACUUCUGCGCCGGCAUGGUUCUUCCGCAUUCAGGGACCUCCUACACUGGAGAUGCAAAAGACUUGGUUAGCUUGUUGGAUGACCUCAACCAUGGCUGCUCUCGGUUUGAGAAGAGCACAUGUGUUUGACUGGGGGAGGUCGCACUACGAGGCCCUUCACGCCUUGGAGGCCGAUGGCUCUGAGCCUUUAUUCUUGGAGAUGCUUCAUACAUCAAGACUCCACGCCCGAAUUGCUGCCGGUCUGGAACUAUGCAACGUCCAUGCCUUUCACGAUGUCGACUCCGAUAUUGCAACAGCCACGAGAAUCCAGACAUACAACGACCUCAAUGCCCUGAGCAGCAGACCGCUCGCACAGAAUGUCCAACUUCGCUUCUGGCGAAUGCUGGCUGCAAUCUAUGUCAACGAGCCAGUGCUGCACACAGCCACCAACAAGAUCCUCUUCGGAUCACCAUAUCUCGCCGAACGCAUUGGCGUCCACGACUUUGCCCGUCCAGCCCAAGUAACACCAACGACGGCCGCCGCACUCAUCUCCUUGGUAGAAGCUUGCCACCUCACCAUCGACACGGUGCUCGAGAUGGAGCCCAGCUUGAUGCUCAGCCUACCAUCGCUCUGCUUUGGACCCGCGGUGAGCUAUACACUGUCGAUUCUGGUCAAGGUGUUCGUGGCAGUGUCUGCGCCAGGGAACACGUACAGCCAGAUACUAACCCGCGAGACACUACACGUCAGAGAAGCCAUGAGGAAACUCAUCUCUGUCAAGGAAAGGCUACUUCAGCUCGAUCCACACAUGGGCAGUUGGAUCACGAGGAUCAUUGGGUCUGUCGAGUGGCUGGGCGUAUGGUUGGACGACUACGAGGGUAUCAUCGAGCAGUAUGAGUCCAAUCUCGAAAGAGAAACAGCCGAGCAUGAUAUCGGAGUGCUCAGCCCCAAUGGGCAUUUCUAA